This is a messenger RNA of Ruditapes philippinarum (Manila clam), 5716 nucleotides long. RefSeq lists its product as uncharacterized. The record is from RefSeq and is a predicted model, not a curated record. The transcript has 11 exons. The annotation marks the transcript as partial. Lineage: Eukaryota; Metazoa; Mollusca; Bivalvia; Venerida; Veneridae.
GUAAAUGGUGUAGCAAAGUCUUCAAGUAGUGCAACAGUUAAAGAUGGUGAUAAAGUAGAAUGUUGUAUAUCAGGAUGUGCUGCAAAAUGCAUUGGUGGUGGAAAUGAAUAUUGCAAAACUGUUCAAAGUUCAGUUUGCCCAAAGGAUUGUGAAGAUUGUGUUAUUGCUAGUAUAGUAUUUGGCAUCUUUGGCAUAAUAGCUCUUGUUGUUGUUAUUAUUGGCAUUUUGAAAGAUUUUUCUAAACCUGUUUGCCUGACUGUUGCUGUCCUAUGUAUUGUAUUUGAUAUAAUAAGCUUAGCAUUAAGUGCAAGUGUUCUAGCUGAUGAUGAUUGUAAAGAUUGCGAGGAUUGGAUACUUAAUUCAGCUAUAGCUUUUGUUGUGAUUCCCUCUAUAGUUGCAGUUACAGCUAUUGUCUUAACUAUCCUAGUCCUAUUGGGUGUAAUUGGACCAGGCAGAAAUGGUAUCACAAAGCAAGAUUUGAGGCCAUGGGAAGAAAUUGUGUGUGAGAAGUUGCUACAUGUACUAGAAUCAGUUUAUCCCAACAUUUUGUCAGUUAAAGAUCUUAUCAGGAUAGAUUUUGCGGAGGAAAGUGUGGUGAUGGAACAGCUUGAAGAAUUAAGGAGAAAAGAUCUGAUUAGACAACUAGACAGUGGAGGGUUUGUUAGACAUUUUCUUGAUGUUAAGACAGGUGGAAUGAAUGGUGGCAGAGGGCAUGGUGGUGGACGUGGACCCAAUUCAAAUACUGUACAUUCUGGACGUGAAGAUAAACAUCGGGGAACAUUAUCUGACAGGACCAAAAAGAAGGAAAAGAGACCUUUGGAAAAGUUAGCAAACAGUGACAGUGAAGUUUCAAGAAAGGAUGUUCAUGUUCAAGAAAACAGAGACAAUUUCUCUGGAAGACCAAUGCCACCAAUUCCGGACAAGAAAGGUCGUGGAUUGUCGGCUAACUAUGAUGAUGAUCAUCCGAUGAUAAGUGUUGCAACUCCUGACAGGAGAGCAGGUGAUCUAGGGCCCUUGGAUGAAAAGCCCAGAAAGAAGAAAAAGAAAAAGAAGAAGGCAGUGAAUGAUAAUGAUGAGUAAUUGAAAUUACAUUUAGAUCAGCAAAAGUAGGACAUCACAAAAUUAGAUUCUGCAGUUAUGUUGUUGCAGCAAAUGGAGUGAACAAGGAUAAACAUGUUUUCUUCCCAGAUUUUAAGGAGUAUUAAGUAUAUAUUUUGAAAUGUUAAACAAGAAGUUAAGAAUGUGUAAUUUUUAGGAAUAAAAUGAAAGAUUGAACUAUAAAAAAACCUUCACAUCAAAAACACUUCAGUUAUUUUGUGAAUUGUGGUUUCGUAAUAGUAAUGCUAUUCUCAUGACAACUUAGCAAAACCUGGUUAAUGAAAUUUAUGUCCUACUUAAAAAAUGUUGUUAAGGUACGAUACCUUAAAGUGAAGGAAGGUGAUAUUGUAUUUCUAUAAAUUUAUUUUUUUAAGAUUUCAUUUCUGUCAAUCAAAAGUCUUUUUUCUCUUCUUUUUUUAGCUCACCUGAGCAUGCUCAGGGUGAGCUUUUAGGAUCGAUGAUUGUCCGUCGGCCGUCGUCCAUCGUCCGUUCACAUUUAGUUGUUAACACUCUAGCGGUCGCAUUUUUGCCUCAAUCAUUAUCAAACUUGGUCAGGAUGCUUAUGUAGUUGAUAGCUCGGAUGAGUUUGAACAUGGGUCAUCUCGGGUGAAAAACUAGGUCACAAGAGCUAAAAAUAGAAAAACCUUGUUAACACUCUAGAGGUCACAUUUUUGCCUCAAUCAUCAUCAAAGUUGGUCAGGAUGCUUGUCAAUGUGAUAGCUUGGAUGAGUUGGAACAUGGGUCAUCUUGGAUGAAAAACUAGGUCAAUCUCAAUUGUCAUUAAACUUGGUCAGGAAACUUGUCUAGGUAAUUGCUCGGAUUAGUUCUAACAUGGGUCAUCUCGGAUGAAAAACUAGGUCACAGGAGCUAAAAAUAGAAAAAUCUUGUUAACACUCUAGUGGCUACUGUUUUUAUCUAAAUAUCCUGUAAAUUGGUCUGAAAGUUUGUUUUGAUGAUUUCUAAGUCAAGUUCGAACAUGGGUCAUCUCGGAUGAAAAACUAGGUCACACCAUCCAAAUAUGGAAAAACCUCGUUAACACUGUAAGUGGUCACAUUUUUGACUCACCUGUCAUGAAACUUGGUCAGAAUGCUUGUCUAGGUAAUUGUUCGGAUGAGUUUGAUGAGUCAGGUGAGCGAUCUAGGGCCAUCAUGGCCCUCUUGUUAUAUUUUAUCUGUGAUAUUAAUAAUCCAUCCAUAUUUUGAAAUCUGAAAAAAACUGCAUUUUACAUAUCAUUAGUGUUGAAUAUGAAUAUAAUGUAUAAUAUUUAUGUUUGAUCUUGGAAUAAUUCUAAUUUUUAUAUUAAUUUUGAUGUAUUUUUUUAAUGAAAACAAUUACAUUUAUAAGAUCUAUCAGCUGGACAUAAAUCUGCCCACUUUAUUAAACUGUAAUCUCAGAUACAAGGUCUAAGGAGCAAUCCUUGCAAGUGAAAGAAAUAGUUGGGAUGGUGGGGAAAAGGGGAUGGGAUGCUAAGAGGUAAAUGUGGCUGAACCUUUAUGAAACAAUGGUGCAGAGGGCAAUAAGCAGGUCCAUCUAUCAAAGUCAGGGUCAUACAUAAAGGUUUGAAAUAAAAAAGUCCACAUUAUGUUUCCCCUCUAUAAUUUUUUAAAUGUGGGAAGAAAACUUAUUAACUUGGCAAUGAUGAUCACAAUUAUAACACAAUUUUCAGUUUAUGAAUGUAGUUGCUACCCUGAAGGUCAAGGUCACACUUAAAAAGUUAACAUUUCAUGUCCGCUCCAUAGCUUAUUAACUAUAUGGAAGGUUUCAGAUAUCAUGGUUCAAAUGAACACCAUUAUGAUGGUGCACAACAACUAGGUGGCUACACACAAGGUCACAGUUGAAGGUCAAAUAAUAAAAAGCCAACAUUGCGUGCUUGCUCCAUAACUCAUUGAUUUUGGGGAAGGUUUUAAAAUAUCAUGUCACAAAUGAUCACAAUUAUGACACUGUGCUUAGCACAAUACCCAGGCUACUACCUCCAAGUGACAAUGUCACACAGAGAGGUCAAAUAAUCUGGUCAACUACUUUCUGACUUAUUGCAUUGAUUAUUAUUUUGGACCAAAUAAUCACUGCCAUUGUGAUGUGAUUUAUGUGUACACAACACAUCAUAUCAGCCUGACUAUACAUCCAUGGUGAAAAGGUUCAAAAAUCCACACUCAUGUCCACUGAAAAAAAAGAUAUAGCUGUCCUUCAGAUUGCUUGGUUAAAUUAAUUAUAGAAAUUCUUUGUACUUUGAUAAAAUGUAAAAAGCAAAUUUCUGUUUUAUUCCAAGAUUUUGGUGUUUGAUAGAUUGCAUUUUCUGAUUGCUAUUGAAUUGUGGGCAUUCUCAAACAGUCUUAAAGUAUGUCUAAAAUACUAAUUUGUUUUUAAAGUACUAAAAAUAUAAUCUGAGUUAGAAGUGAACAGGAAAAAGUGGACAGAAGUUUUGAAAUUGUUCUCAAAAAAAAAAAUACUUAUACUUGUAUGAAAUUCUCACAUGAAAAAAAAAAACUUAAUGUAUCAUAUAAGAAUAAGUGUAUAUAUAAUGAUUUAGAUGUAUAUAUUACUCCUGAAAUAGGAAGACAUUUAUUUAUGUAUUUUCAAUGUAUGUAAGAAGCUGAAGUUGUACCACUGUCGUUUGUCAUUUUAUAUUGAUUUUACCUGAUUGACUUGCUUUUUAUGCCCCCGGGCAUAUAGUAAUUGAACCGCCCAUACGUCUGUCCGUACGUACGUACGUCCGUCUGUCUGUACAUGGUUAACCUACUAGAACGGCAAGUUGGAUUUUUCUUAAGUUCUACCUGUACCAAUGGCUUCUUAGUUUUCACACUUACUAAUCAAUACAAAGUACAUGAUCUGGUCAAGUAACAUAACUAUGGCUUCCAUAUUUACCAAGUUAUUGCCCUUUUCAGCACUUAGAAAAUGAAUAAUGGUUAACCUAAAACGGCAAGUUGGAAAUAUCUUAAGUUCUAUCUAUACUAAUGGCUUCAUAAUUUCCACACUUACUUAUCAAUUCAAAGUUCAUGAUAUUGCCAAGUUAUAUAACUGUGUCAUCCAUAUUUCCCAGUUAUUUCCCUUUUUUCACUUUGAAAAUAGGGCCUUGUCUGGUUAACAUAUUUCGGCAAGUUGGAUUUAUCGUAAAUUUCUCUUAAUUGCUUAAUUUAUUUAAUGAUAUCUUGCAUAUUUGGUAGGUGGAUACCUUUAAUGGUCCUCUAAUUGUUUGUGGAGUAAGUGGUCCCUAGGGUCAAAGUCAAGGUCACUGGUUUAGAAAAUAAAUUAAAACAUUUUGCUCAUACAGCUUUUAUUUUUUGGUUGAUGUCUUUCAUGUUUAAUACAAACAUGCCAAGGGAGGUCCUCCUUCUUUGGGUAUAGUAAGGGUUCAUUUGGGUCAAGGUCAAUGUCACCAAUGUCAAGGUCUCUCCAGUGUUAAAAAUAGAUUUUUACAGGUGUAUUAACCAUAUUCUAUAGACAGAUGUCAUUCAUAAUAGAUAGGAACAUAAAAUUUGAUGGAGUUAGUGGUCAGUUGGGUCAAGGUCACCAGUGCUAAAAAUAGAUUUUUACACUUUUGCUCAUACAGCCUUUAUUUAUUGACAGGUGUAUUUCAUAUUUGGUAGGAAGAUAACUUGCAUGAUAUUCUAUAGGUGUCAGUGGGUCAAGGUCAAGGGUGCCAAGUAUAGAUUUCUUACAUUUAUAUAUAUUUGAUAAGUUGAAUAUUUAUCAUUGUCAUAGCAAUGACUUGGCAACUUAUAUAUUUCACAAUUACAAAAUGCCAUGACUCUGUCAAGCUAUAUAACUUGUGUUUACAAUUUUUUGGCAAUGUUUCUGUCCAUAACUGAGUGAAUGGGUAAACAUUUUUUGAAAUGACAAGAAUCGGAGCCGGGGGCAUUUGUGUUUAACAAACACGUUCUUGUCUUUUAAAGGAACUCCACUGAGGUCAAAAAGCAUAAAAAACGUAAAAUUUUAAUUUCUUACAACUGGGGCACUUAAAACAGAGAUACAUACAAAAGAUAAUUAUGAAAUAUAAUUUGAAAUAUAUUGAAAAUCAUUUUUUUUUGUGCAAUUUUUAGCCCAAUUUGAGACAACGCUUUUCAGUUUUUGGUCAUUUUUUCACAAUUACAAUAAUUCUAGAAUAUCGGAGUGAGCUAAUGAUCUUUUUGUCUAGACAUUCAUCAAAUUGAACAUUACCAAGAAAAAUUGCUUCCAGUCACGUCAUGAAAAAACCUCAGUCGUGUCCCUUUAAUUUUUAAAGUAGUUGAAUCCCUUUAAUUUUUAAAGUAAGUUUUUAGAAACUCGUAAGUUCCAUAAUCAUACAUGUAAUUAUAAUUAAGCCUAAGUGAUCAACAGUAUAUAAACUGCUAACUGGAGUUUUUUACUCUGUAAGGUUGACAAAUAGUUGCUAUUUUAAUAUAAACUUUGUAUUAUCAAAAUAUGAUAUGGAUUAUAAGUUAGAUGUUAAUGAUAAUGUAAAACUUAUUCUACUAGAUUCAACUUUAAUAUGUCUUCAUCAGAAAUGAAAAUUAACAAAAUGUUGAAAUUCUUAUUUGAAAAAUUCACAUAACUUAAAAGUGUGUAUCAAUAAAACGUGCAAAAGUGUAUAGUUAUGUAAAGUCAUACUUAUUUUAUAGGGUUAAUGCACGUUUUUCCUUGU